CCGUCACUUCCUCUCUAUGGUCAUCGGGGGACAGAAGGGCACCUCGGCGGGCCCCGCUCUGGCCUCCCUGCACCACCGAGCGCGGCCGGAAGUGGUUGCCUGGCAACGCGCGGGGCAUUGUGGGCGCGGGGCCUGCCGCAGCCGGGAGCCGCCGCGAGGAGCGCCGCCGGGAUGAUGCCCACACCGGUUAUCCUGCUGAAGGAGGGCACCGACACCUCGCAGGGGAUCCCCCAGCUCGUCAGCAACAUCAAUGCCUGCCAGGUGAUCGCCGAGGCCGUGCGCACCACACUGGGGCCCCGGGGCAUGGACAAGCUCAUCGUGGAUGACCGGGGCAAAGCCACCAUCUCUAACGACGGGGCCACCAUCCUGAAGCUCCUCGACGUUGUCCACCCGGCGGCGAAGACGUUGGUGGACAUCGCCAAGUCUCAGGAUGCCGAGGUUGGCGAUGGCACCACCUCCGUCACCCUGCUCGCUGCCGAGUUCCUGAAGCAGGUGAAGCCCUACGUGGAGGAAGGCCUCCAUCCUCAGAUCAUCAUCCGCGCCUUCCGCACGGCGACACAGCUGGCUGUGAACAAGAUCAAAGACAUCGCUGUUUCCGUGAAGAAGGAAGAUAAAGACGAGCAGAGAAGCCUGCUGGAGAAGUGCGCAGCCACAGCCCUGAGCUCCAAGCUGAUCUCCCAGAGCAAGGACUUUUUUUCCAAGAUGGUGGUGGAUGCUGUCAUGAUGUUAGACGACUUGCUGCAGCUCAAAAUGAUUGGGAUAAAGAAGGUGCAAGGAGGUGCUCUGGAAGACUCGCAGCUGGUGGCCGGAGUUGCCUUUAAGAAGACGUUUUCGUACGCCGGGUUUGAAAUGCAGCCCAAGAAGUACCAGUCUCCCAAGAUCGCCUUGCUGAACGUGGAGCUGGAGCUCAAAGCGGAGAAGGACAACGCUGAAGUCAGAGUGAACACGGUGGAGGACUACCAGGCCAUCGUGGAUGCCGAAUGGAACAUCUUGUACGACAAGCUAGACAAAAUCCACAAGUCGGGAGCCAAAGUCGUCCUGUCCAAGCUUCCUAUCGGUGACGUGGCAACUCAGUACUUCGCGGACAGAGACAUGUUUUGUGCUGGCCGUGUCCCGGAGGAAGAUCUCAAGAGAACCAUGAUGGCCUGCGGCGGUUCCAUUCAGACCAGCGUGAAUGCCCUGUCAGACGACGUGCUGGGCCGAUGCGAGCUCUUCGAGGAGACUCAGAUCGGAGGAGACAGGUAUAACUUCUUCACAGGCUGCCCGAAGGCGAAGACGUGCACGAUAAUCCUGCGAGGAGGCGCAGAGCAGUUCAUGGAGGAGACGGAACGGUCCCUGCACGAUGCCAUCAUGAUAGUCCGGAGAGCCAUCAAGAACGACUCAGUGGUUGCCGGCGGUGGCGCGAUAGAGAUGGAGCUCUCCAAAUACCUCCGGGACUACUCCAGGACCAUUCCGGGCAAGCAGCAGCUGCUGAUAGGAGCUUACGCUAAAGCCCUUGAGAUCAUUCCCCGCCAGCUCUGCGACAACGCGGGCUUCGACGCCACCAACAUCCUGAACAAGCUGCGAGCCAAGCACGCGCAGGGAGGCAAGUGGUACGGCGUGGACGUCAACAACGAGGACAUCGCCGACAACUUCGAGGCCUGCGUGUGGGAGCCGGCCAUCGUGCGCAUCAACGCGCUGACGGCCGCCUCCGAGGCCGCCUGCCUCAUCGUGUCCGUCGACGAGACCAUCAAGAACCCCCGCUCCACCGUGGACGCCCCUCCCGGGGGCCGGGGCCGGGGCCGAGGCAGACCCCACAACCACUGAGCCCCCUCUCCCUGUCGGCGCCCUGAUGCGGCUGGGGCUCUCCUCCAGCGUGCAGAUGGGAAACAAAUUGAUUCCUAGCUUAAUUAACAGGCCCUUUACCAGAUGGUCACUUUGAGGGUUCACAGACAACCACUGGCCUCGUUUAAUUAGAGUCAAAUCUUGGCAGUGGCUGCGGCAGCCUCCUGCGAGGUGCCCUGCCCCAACAUUUCCUACACAGCACUGAUCCCCCGAGGCUUGCUCCGCCAAAGCUGUGCUGGGCAGAGCCCUCCUCGAUGCUGGCAGGCAGCGCAGCGAGCACGCCUGGGGUUUCUUUGUAUUUAUACGUCUUUCAGCUGGGGGGUUUGAACCCAGGCUCAAUAAAAGAAUGGCAGUGUUUCCGUGGCA
Messenger RNA from Oxyura jamaicensis (ruddy duck), 2190 nucleotides. RefSeq names its product chaperonin containing TCP1 subunit 7 (gene CCT7). The coding region runs from base 172 to 1806 and encodes 544 amino acids. The record is from RefSeq and is a predicted model, not a curated record. Lineage: Eukaryota; Metazoa; Chordata; Aves; Anseriformes; Anatidae. Gene Ontology annotation, cellular component: chaperonin-containing T-complex. The transcript is spliced from 12 exons. Gene Ontology annotation, biological process: protein folding. Gene Ontology annotation, molecular function: ATP binding; ATP-dependent protein folding chaperone; ATP hydrolysis activity.